CAGGCAAGGCUGCGUUGGCUGGGUCAUGUAGCCCGCAUGCCCAGCCACCGCAUGCCUAAACAGCUUUUGUUCGGCCGGAUCGAGGGGGCUAGACGGGCGCGGCACGGGCUGGAGAAGAGAUGGAGUGAUGUGGUACAGGAGGACGUGGAGCUGAGUGGACUUGCCGAUGACUGGUACCAGCGGUGUCAAGAUCGGCCUCAGUGGAGGAGGCUCGUGAAGGACGCUACUGGGCAGUUGGAGGCAGUCGCCCUCCAACAACAACGGAGGGCGGAGGAGCGACGCUCACAACAACGAGCGGAGCGCCGGGUGGCUAAAGCACAGCAAGUUGGCACAGUAGGGGGCACAGGUGGUGCAUCAGCCAGUCAUCUCGGUCAUCUCGGUCAGUCGACCAGUGGCACCUGGGUCUGCCCCGUGACCUCCUGCCAGCGGGCUUUCGACACUUCACGUGGCCUCAAGCACUGGGAAGGCGAGUUUAUUAUCAUCAGCAGCAGCAUGAAGUUCACGAUCACCAUUGUUCGACAUGGCGAGACCACGUACAACAGGAAGCGUCUCAUCCAAGGCCAGGGCAUCAACAUGCCCCUGUCGGACGUGGGCUUCGAGCAAGCGGCAGCUGUCGGCGCUGCCCUGCAGCACGUUCCCUUCACCUGCGUCUACAGCAGUGACCAGCUGCGGGCGCAGCAGACGGCAGAGGAGAUCCUGAAGCGGAACCAUCACUGCCGGGACCACCCACUGCAGCGUGAGGAGCGCCUGCGCGAGAGGUCCUUCGGAGCGUCGGAGGGCUGCAGCGUGGAUCAGCUCAGAGCCCUGGCCAAGGAAGCCGGGCAGCGGUGUCCCCACUUCACGCCGCCUGGGGGAGAGACCCUGGAGCAGCUCAAGACGCGUCUGGUGGAUUUCUUCCUCGAGCUCUGCUCGCUGAUGGCCUCCCGGCGCGCGGAGACGUGCAACGGCAUCAAGCCCUCGGAUUGCCGGGCAGAAAGCGACCCCGGCGCCGCGGUGGAUCCGGCGGUGGACGUCCUGGUAGUCACCCACGGCGGACUCAUCCGCGAGUGGGUUCGCUACCUCACCGAGGACCUGGGCUGCCCCGUGCCCGCCGAGUGGCGGCAGCGGCUGCUGGUCGUGUCGCCCAACACGGGGGUGUCGCGCUUCCUCGUCUCGCUGCCCGACGGCGCCGGUGCCGACGGCGGCGACGGUGCCGGCUCGCUCCUCCCCACCGCCGUGCAGUGCCUGCAGCUGCACAGCAGUUCCCACCUCUCCCCGGCGAAGGUGCAGCCGCCACCGGCGAUGUAGAAAAAAAAAAGGAUCGAGUUCAACUGCCGGUCAAGCCCGCUUCACACGCUCGCACCACCACCCACCCCCCUCCCCCCGCCCGCAACCUGAGCACUAGCGUAUAAAGGUCACGAU
Molecule: messenger RNA, 1401 nt
Organism: Lethenteron reissneri (Far Eastern brook lamprey)
Lineage: Eukaryota; Metazoa; Chordata; Hyperoartia; Petromyzontiformes; Petromyzontidae
Product: fructose-2,6-bisphosphatase TIGAR-like
Biological process (GO): regulation of pentose-phosphate shunt; negative regulation of glycolytic process
Cellular component (GO): cytosol
Molecular function (GO): fructose-2,6-bisphosphate 2-phosphatase activity
Source: RefSeq, a predicted model, not a curated record